This is a messenger RNA of Psammomys obesus (fat sand rat), 750 nucleotides long. It is a transcript of the gene Pop5, whose product is annotated as POP5 homolog, ribonuclease P/MRP subunit. The transcript is spliced from 5 exons. Gene Ontology annotation, molecular function: ribonuclease P RNA binding. Gene Ontology annotation, biological process: tRNA 5'-leader removal. The record is from RefSeq and is a predicted model, not a curated record. Gene Ontology annotation, cellular component: ribonuclease P complex. Bases 27 to 536 code for a protein of 169 amino acids. Lineage: Eukaryota; Metazoa; Chordata; Mammalia; Rodentia; Muridae.
UCCCUCCGGCAUCCGGCGCGGACGCCAUGGUGCGGUUCAAGCACAGGUACCUGCUGUGCGAGCUGGUGUCCGAGGACGCGCGCUGCCGCCUGAACCUGGACGACCGCGUGCUGAGCGGGCUCGUCCGUGACACUAUCGCCCGGGUGCACGGGGCCUUUGGCGCCGCCGCCUGCUCCGUGGGCUUUGCAGUUCGGUACCUCAAUGCCUACACCGGAGUAGUGCUACUUCGAUGCCGGAAGGAUUUCUACCAGCUUAUGUGGUCAGCUCUUCCUUUCAUCACAUACUUGGAGAACAAAGGACACCGUUACCCAUGUUUUUUCAACACAUUACAUGUGGGAGGUACAAUUAGAACCUGUCAGAAGUUCCUGAUUCAGUACAACCGGAGACAGCUGUUGAUCUUGUUGCAGAAUUGCACUGAUGAAGGAGAGCGGGAAGCCAUCAAGAAGUCUGUCUCAAGAAGCUGUCUGCUGGAGAAAGAGUCUGUCGAAGAGCUUUCAGACAGUGCUGGUGAAGAGGUUGCUGAAGCAAUGGAGUGACCCUUUUUCCAGGCCCAGUUUUGGGAACAAGGCAUUAUGGAAGGCAGUGGCAUUCCAUAAUUUUCCAGCUGACAGCCAGCCAGAGCACAGGUGACCAGCCCAGACGGCUUGCUGCCUUACCCUCUGUCCAUGGUCGUGAAAGCUCUGAAUGGGCAUUUUGUAUGUAACUGCUUGGCUACAUAGGUGUAAUAAAUGUUCUUAGCUUCCAGAGCAA